CUAUCGAUUCCGCCGACGUUCGAAAAUUUGACAACGAAUGGAGGGAGACACGUUAGCCUCCCACUCGGUCCUAGCAGCUCGAGGGAUCCUCGAGCUCGCGAGCGCGGCUCUCCUCUUCGUUUUCUUCUGCAGGAUGGAAUCCGGAGACGCGGGCGACACAUCGGACUGAUAUCUGCGGUACACCGAGGGAGCCGAAAAAUGGCGAACACCGCCCAUUUGGUUCGUCGACAGAGCUCCAGAGACUUGAAACCCCAGAAAAGCGUGGACAGAUUGGAAAUGAAGGAAAUGCGGGGUCGACUGGUGGUGGAGAAUCGAAAAAAUGCCGGAAACGUCAGCUACGGAGCCACUAACGCGGCCUUCGACGACUCAAGCCCUAACGCCAAAACGAAAUCGGGAAACGAAGGCGGGGGUAGCAAACUGGGCAGCAAACUGGGCAGCAACGAAGGAAAAGCGAUCUUCCGACCCGAAGCGGGAGAAGACGAGCGGGAAAAUUGGGACAGCAAACUGACGUUCCUCUUGGCCACGGUGGGGUACGCGGUUGGCUUGGGCAACGUCUGGAGGUUCCCGUACUUGGCGCAGAAGAAUGGCGGGGGAGCAUUUCUGAUACCGUAUUUUGUGAUGUUGGCGAUCGAGGGAAUUCCUAUAUUUUAUUUAGAGCUGGCAAUUGGCCAACGGCUGCGGAAAGGAGCAAUCGGCGUCUGGAAUCAGGUUUCUCCGUAUUUGGCAGGCAUCGGAGUGAGCAGUGCCGUCGUGUCUUUCAACGUGGCGCUCUAUUAUAAUACGAUCAUAGCCUGGUGUCUAUUUUAUUUCGUUCAAAGUUUCCAAUCGCAGUUGCCCUGGGCAGAAUGUCCCAACAAGUACUUCCAAAACGGAUCUUACACUCCGGAACCAGAAUGUCUGGAAAGUAGUCCUACGCAAUACUUUUGGUACAGAACUACUUUGAUGAUCUCGAAGGAUAUCGAUACACCGGAAGUGUUCAAUUGGAAGAUCGCACUGUCCCUCGUAAUCGCCUGGAUCCUUGUUUACAUGUGCAUGAUAAAAGGAAUCGCUUCCUCGGGCAAGGUCGUAUACGUGACAGCGACAUUUCCGUACAUCGUGUUAAUAAUAUUUUUUUUUCGCGGUGUUACUCUACCUGGCAUGUCCGACGGACUCAGGCAUCUUUUUACGCCGAAGUGGUGGACCCUGACGGAUCCGGUGGUCUGGUUGGAGGCUGGCACGCAAAUUUUCUUUUCUCUAGGAUUGGCGUUUGGUGGCUUGAUAGCAUUUUCGUCUUACAAUCCCGUCAACAACAAUUGCUACCGCGAUGCGAUAAUGGUUAGCUUGACAAAUUGCUUCACCUCCAUGUUUGCAGGCAUUGUCGUAUUUUCAAUAAUAGGAUUCAAGGCCACGAUGGUGUACGAGCAAUGUCUUGCCGAGAGAAAUGCCACUCUCGUAAGCAUCUUUGGACAUACCAUGGAUCCUGAGAAAAUUCCAGUGACUGGAGCUCUGUUAAACAUUACUACGGGGAAUGGAUCGUUGGACAAUUUGAUCAUGCCAGAACUGCCACAGUGCGACCUAGAAAAAGAGUUGGAUAAUUCGGCCUCAGGAACGGGACUGGCGUUCAUCAUCUUCACGGAGGCGAUCAAUCAAUUUCCCGGGGCCCAGUUUUGGUCGGUCUUGUUCUUCCUCAUGCUCUUCACCCUAGGAAUUGAUUCUCAAUUCGGUACCUUGGAGGGAGUCGUUACCAGCAUCGUCGACAUGAAGCUUUUCCCUAAUCUUCGGAAAGAAGUACUAACCGGGGUCAUUUGUUUGGCGUGCUGUGUAAUAUCGAUGGCAUUUGCUCACGGAGCAGGAAGUUAUGUAUUUCUCCUAUUCGACAAUUUUAGUGGGAAUUUUCCAUUGCUGAUAAUCGCUUUCUUCGAGUGCAUUGGCGUAUCGUACGUUUACGGACUGAAGAGGUUUGCGGAUGAUAUCGAACUCAUGACAGGGAAUCGCCCCGGUCUCUACUGGCUGAUAUGUUGGAAAUAUUUAAGCCCUUUAGCGAUGUUGAGCAUCCUCGUGGCGUCCUUCAUCGAAAUUCUAGUCGAAGGGAGUGGAUAUCCGGCUUGGGUAGCCAGCAAGGGAAUCACGGAAAAACAUGAUUGGCCAGUUUGGGCUCUCGCCCUAAUAGCGAUCCUAAUUUUGGCAUCGGUUCUUUGGAUCCCGACAGUUGCCAUAUGCAGGUGCUUCGGGAUCCUGGUAAUCGACGAUAACGAGAAGGCCUGGUUUCCAGCAUCCGACCUAAAGGAAUUUCAUGGAAUCGUCCCGCACGAGGUGACCGCUGCCGAGACUCUUCUCUUUUGCAUCAGAAGCGAUGGCUCCGAAGGACUCUGCUGUCCUACCGGCGGUCCUGCGGACGACGACGACGACGACGACGAGGACCUUACCUAGGACGAGUCCGAUAUCUGGUUGUUCGGGCCAGAUUAAAUCCGUGUCGCGGGUACGAUCGUUCCUGUUUCGACGGUCUGCGAUAUACGUAGGCUGCGCGCACGCGGAAAAUGGAAAGAUUUCUAAUUAGUCGUACCAUAUAUCCUUCGAUUUGACGUGUCAAUUAUUACGGACUUCCGCGAAGCUUGCGGGACGUGCGAGCAGUGGCCGGAGGCGACGGAAAGAGCUCGGCUGCCAACGUCAGGCCACGCCAAGAAGGGAGGGGAAGGGAAGGGAAGAAGAAGAAGAACGUAAAACGGAACGAGGAACAAAUCGAUUGGCGCAACUGGUAGCAUUGUCACGUUGAAAGUAUACUAAUAGCGGUACGCGCUUAGGCGAAGAGCAUUUUCCUAGGUUAGUCGGUAUAUACGUUAUCUUCCGGAAGACUCCUCCGUCGGAUGAGAGCGAUUCGCUAAUGUGAAGACGCCUUGCUCGUUUUCGCAGCGGUUGAGUUGCAUCGGCAGAAUCCCGUUGACCGUGGCCCCUCGAAACUAAUCGUUUCGACCGAGGAGUAUUUCAUUUUUACGAUCAAUCGUUGUUCUUGGUUACUUGGAGAAGUUAGUUUCGUUGGCGUGCACGCCGACAUAUUGAAUUUGAUACGGUCGUUUUCGGGCUGGCAUUUCUCCGAGCGCAAAAGCAACGAAUCGCGAGGAAUCGCCGACCUUGGAGGCGUGCGGAACGAAUCCUUAAAUCUUGGGGAUGUACCUUACGCGCAAAAUGUUUCUCGGUCCCCGACGGGCUAUAACGGGCUAUAACGGGCUAUAACGGGCCCGUUAAAAUAAGACAAUAACGUUAACGAGCGGAACUGUGACAAUACGUUUCUCAACGCGAACUGCACUCCCUGCGCGACUACAAAGAUUGACGAUAGGAUCGCUGAUUUUGAUGCUCGAUCGUGCAUUCGGUUUCCUUCUUAUUCGACAAUUGGCAAUAAAUAUUGACUCGGAUCUUGAAAUAUAUAUUCGGACAAGAAUAUAUGAUGCGAGAACGAAAGGAUACGAACCCGUUCGAGACGCUCGAAAAGCACAGGGAGUCGCAACCUAUAUCAAGCGAGGAGACAAUAACAUAUCGCGGGGAUGAAAUGUGCUUAACGAUGGUACAUCUCGUCGGCCGUCGGAAACUUGACAAUAAAUGUAAACAAAGUCGCAUAUCCGUAUUACUCGCGUGUAUAUCGUACUUUACCGAGUAGAUUUUUCGUAUCAGCGAUGCGAGACGCAAAGAGGAUCCUAUACGGUUUUCCGAUGAUGCGUAAAAGAUGUCCGGUUCGCGACCUCUCUCUUUGCCAUUGUAAACCGUUGAGGUAGGAUACAGCGUUAGCGUUAGAACGGGUUGGAACCGUUGGAACCGCUGGAGCGGAGAUUUUCGGUGAAUAAAUUGACGCAAAAGUUGUUACGACAUCGUAUCGACGUAGCUUCGCCGCAACAAUUCGAUCACAGAUGAGGCAAGGAUAACGCACGCGUACAGGCAGCGUAAACGAAAUUAUGCGGACACGUUCUCGCAAAGCUGUACGUAUAUUGUUGUAAGUUGAACGUUACAAUAAAUACGAUACGUGGA
Molecule: messenger RNA, 3996 nt
Organism: Orussus abietinus
Lineage: Eukaryota; Metazoa; Arthropoda; Insecta; Hymenoptera; Orussidae
Product: sodium-dependent neutral amino acid transporter B(0)AT3
Exons: 14
Coding region: 199-2409 (736 amino acids)
Biological process (GO): sodium ion transmembrane transport
Cellular component (GO): membrane
Source: RefSeq, a predicted model, not a curated record